Molecule: messenger RNA, 1536 nt
Organism: Colletotrichum gloeosporioides
Lineage: Eukaryota; Fungi; Ascomycota; Sordariomycetes; Glomerellales; Glomerellaceae
Exons: 6
Coding region: 1-1536 (511 amino acids)
Biological process (GO): adenylate cyclase-activating G protein-coupled receptor signaling pathway
Cellular component (GO): plasma membrane
Molecular function (GO): G protein-coupled receptor activity
Source: RefSeq, a predicted model, not a curated record
AUGCUGGAACCGCCCCGCCCACGAUUGCCGGAUGACAUCGUCACGCAGCUGCGCAACGUCGCCUACCAAUUCAACAUUGCGGAGAUGAACGAGUCGAUAGACCAUUACGACUCGGAUAACUCGCCUUACUCGAUUCGCCCAUUGCCACCGGUCCUUCGUCAUGGCCUUGCCGCUGUGGCGGCGAUGGGGUUCUUCUCCUUCUUCACCAGUCUCGGCUUAUUAACGUUCCUGACGUACAAGCUGAUAACAUGGCACAACGGACCACCGAGGGAAGAAAAAAAGGACCCUAUAGCAAAAGUAGAAUCGCCACCACCGACGGAGGCUGCGUUUAUCAUCCCGAACGAAUGGUCGGCAUCUCAACAAGAGUUAUCAGAGAAGCCGACGAAAGAGACAUGGUUACAACGAGCGAUCAACGAGCCGCCAAACCAGUUUUUGGUUCUAAUAUUCAACCUUCUACUGGCCGAUACACAGCAGGCACUGGCUUUCUUGUUGAACGUCGAGUGGCUUACAAGAAACGCGAUCGAGGUGGGGACGAAAACUUGCUGGACGCAAGGAUGGUUUAUUUCGACAGGCGACCUCGCCUCCUCCGUCUUCAUCACGGCCAUCGCUAUGCACACAUACAUUUCUAUCGUCAGAGCGAAGAUGCUGCCAACAUGGGCAUUUCACACCGCCAUUGUAAUGAUGUGGGGCUUCGUGUACGGCACCGGAAUCCUCGGCGUGAUUGUCACGGAGAACGGCAAGAAUGACGGCGGUUUGUACGUUAGAGCAGGGGCAUGGUGCUGGAUCAACUCGAAUGGCGCGAAGGAGCGGUGGGGUUGUCCCGUGUUGUGGCUCCCCCGCACCCGAGCCAGCUUGCUGCGGCUCAUCAACAUCCGGAGAGACAUCAACCUGCAGUGGAACGACCUGUGUUGGAUCGGACUCUGGAAGAGCAUCAUCUUGCAGGAGCGGAAGCACCUCAACAAACGACUACCAGGUAUUCCGGAUUAUGCCCGGCAGCACACCUUUUUGCUAUAUCCCCUGGUGUACGUCGUGUGUACUACUCCGCUAGCCGCAGGGCGUCUUGCCUCUAUGGCAGGGCACGAAGUAUCCUUGGGCUACUUUUGCUUUGCAGGAGCAAUGAUCGCCUGCAAUGGCUGGUUAGACGUGGUCCUCUACUCUUCGACGCGAAGGUCAAUCGUCUUCUCUUGUGAUGGCCCACCUUCGCAGGAGACUGGUCUGGAAACAUUUUCCUUCAUGUGUUCCCAGCCCCCAAAGUUCGGUAACACGACUAUUGUGGUUGGCGGCAUUGGUCGCCCUAGGCAGAGACGGCGCGAUAAAUGGAGCGAGAAGAUUGCCCUGAAAGGCACAAAAUCAGGCAGUUUCAAAGGCCUCGGGGUUGACGCAAACACAAGUACAGACAGCAUGAGAGGAUUCGGUAUGGGAGACGGCUCAGUUAUGGGAAUGGCUAUUCAGUGCGAAACGGUCACGACAGUAUCUGUGGAGGUCAACAAGACCCCGCAGUGCGACAUCUACGGCCAUGUCAUCAAGGUCUUCUAG